AUGAGUUUUGAAAUUAUCCCAGAAUUUCCGCCUGCAGCAGUCAAAGAUAAUGCAGGUGCAAUAGAUUGGGACAUGGAUAAUGUCAUUGCUUAUGCAUCUGGUUGCGUUGUUCAUCUUUGUUAUAUUGUUGACGGAAAAUUACAAAGAGCAGGAAGCAUCGAUGUUGCUCCAAAUGUAAUUACUAGUGUUUCUAUACAUUCAGAACAACGACUCAUUGCAAUUGGUGAUUCGGAAGGCCGUGUUGUUAUUUAUCAUGUUGAUAAGCAUCAAUUUAUUGCUUCAAGUAAGUCAUUUCUUUCAGACAAAGUUUACAAACUCAGAUGGUUUGGUGAAUAUCUAUUCGUUUUAUAUUCUUCAUCCCAUCUUUCGUGUUAUGCCUAUAAGCCAGGCAAUACAAGCGACAACUUACACAAUCUUCAAGAAUACUGGACUGUAUCAUUACCAUUUCAAUGCACAAACUUUUCAAUUGAUCCAAAUACUUAUAAUUAUAUUUUAUUCAGUGGUUCUUUUCCGAAAUUUUCAAUAUUCAGUCUUAAAGCACCACAUAUUAAGCCUGAACCUUACUUCGAAGUUAUCGAACUUACAACUCCCGACGAAAUUUUAGAUUCUCAAUGGUCUUAUCAUGCCCCUGGUUUCAUUUUCAUAGUCACUGGUAGAGAGAUCAUGUUUUUCCACAUGGAGACCAAAACGUUAAUCUCUUUAUUCGUCAGAAAAACAACAUCUGCCCAAUUUACGAAACUCAUACAAUUUUACAACAACCAUAAGCGACUUAUUACACUACAUAAAAAUGGAGGAAUGACAAUCUUUGAUUCUCCUGAUUCUUUCUUCAAAUAUCAAAUAACAACCGAAAUUUCUCCGAAACACUGCAAAUCUACGAUACUUACAGCCUGUUCAUCAAUUACUAAUGAUGACUACAUCUGUUUAUACUACAAUAAUAUCGGAAUUUCACUAUUUGACAUAAAUAAUUUCCAAAUUUGCUCUGCUUGUCCAAUUUUCCCAUCCAAUGUCACCUCAUUCGAUUGCGAUGGCACAGUGUAUUGCUACGGUACAGAUCAAGGCUCAAUCAUCUGUGGAAAUGUUUAUAAUGUCGAAGAUCUUCAAAAAUUUACAAUUUCUCAAAAUUCAGGAAUAAUUUUUGUUUCAAUUAAUUCUACAUUGAGAAAUGUUUAUUUCCAGACGAAUGAAAGCCUCGGAGUCAUCGACCUCUCAUCAAAAACAAUCCAAAAGUUCCAAACAAAGUAUGGUGAAGUGAUGAAUUCAAAAUGUUUUUCAUCUCACUUUGGCACUUUUAUCGUUGCAAGAGACAAAUUUGCGUUAGGUGUUUUCAUCAAACAGAAGGAAGUCCCUGUAUUGUUACAGACAGAAUUAGUUGAUGUUUCUGUUGAUGAACUGUUUUCGAGCCAAGAAAACGGAAGAUUUGCGGUUUUGGAUAAAAAUUCUGACAUUUUUGUUUACGAGUAUUCAAAAAGCAAAGACAAUGAAAUCAAGAAGUCGAAGUUCUGCUUGAAUGCGAAGAUGAUCUACUCCGAACCAACAGCAAUUUGUUUUAAUGGAAAUACGUUUAUUAUUUCAUUCCAAAACGGUUUGAUUUUGACAUUAAUUGAUGAAAAGAACUUGAAACAGUUCCAAACGAAGUAUUCCGGAAUAAUUAAACUAAAAUAUGUCGAGGGUUUGAUUUUCGGAUUGACAAAGAACUUCCAAUUUUUUGUCAUUUCACUUUUGACAGAAGAAAUAAGAGAAUGUCCAUUUAAUGUCAAAGAUUUUUGUCAAAUUGAUACUUCUAUCGUCAUGGUUUUGACAGACGAUAAAGUUUUACGGUUUUUGAGGUUAUCUGACUUCAAACCAAUUUCUCUUUUCUCUUCUUUCAUGAAAUUAGAGUCAAAAAGUGACAAUUGUAAACGACAAAUUUCACUUUUGAAGAAUUUCAAAGGAUUUAUGUCGGAAUACGCAAAGGAUGUUUACAACAUUUUGACAAAUAACGAAUGUUUAAGGUUACAACAAAUUAUCGGUUUUGUAAACUCCGAUUAUCGUAAAGUAUACGAUGAAUUAAUUUCCCAUUUAGAGAUCAAAGACAAAGACGGCCAAAAGUUCAUAUUUUUGGACCAUUUGUUCAGAGGAGAUUUUGAAUAUUGUUCAACAAUUGUUCAGUCAGAACAUGAAGAUUACGAAGACAAAUAUUUCGAGAAUUCUCUUUUAGGAUGUUUGUUGUUGACAAUGAAACAAAAUGACAAAGAAAUGGAUAACAAAACAUUGCAGUUUAUUGAAACAAGUGCAAUUUCUUUGUUGUCUUUCCAUAAAUUCUUUGAAGGUUGUUGUUUGUUCAGAUUGUUUGGUUUGGACAAAAAAGGUUUUGAUUCGUUCAUUGAAUACGGAGAUAUUUAUUAUUCAUCUUUGUUCUGCAAGUUCGUAAUGAAAGAGAAAGAAAGCUACUUUAACUUGGCUUGUUUGUUUUUGGACUCUUUCUCGUAUCAAAUCGCUUUGAUUUUGUUCGCAAAAAGUGGUGAAUUUCACCCAGUUUUGGAUAUUUUGUCAAAAAUGGGGUGCGAAAUUGACGCUCAUUUCUUGUUCAUUUAUCUAAGUGAUAAAGGUUUAUUACAUGAAUUGUCACCAAGACAAAUGGCAAUUGCUCAUGGAGUUGAAACUUUGGACAAAGUUGUCGAAAAAAUCGAAAUCAAAUUUGCUGAAAUUUCUCAAUAA
Messenger RNA from Trichomonas vaginalis G3, 2697 nucleotides. Its product is annotated as WD repeat-containing protein 11 family. The transcript has a single exon. Bases 1 to 2697 code for a protein of 898 amino acids. NCBI's taxonomy places the organism in Eukaryota, Parabasalia, Trichomonadida, Trichomonadidae. Gene Ontology annotation, cellular component: cytoplasm. Gene Ontology annotation, molecular function: protein binding. The record is from RefSeq and is a predicted model, not a curated record.